Molecule: messenger RNA, 3073 nt
Organism: Sinocyclocheilus grahami
Lineage: Eukaryota; Metazoa; Chordata; Actinopteri; Cypriniformes; Cyprinidae
Product: extended synaptotagmin-2-A-like
Exons: 23
Coding region: 1-1914 (637 amino acids)
Biological process (GO): lipid transport
Cellular component (GO): endoplasmic reticulum membrane
Molecular function (GO): calcium ion binding; phosphatidylethanolamine binding; phosphatidylcholine binding
Source: RefSeq, a predicted model, not a curated record
AUGGAGUCCAAAACAACACUGUACCCCAUUGACGUUCAUUAUCCAGAUGUGGAGAAAGUUGAGUGGCUAAAUAAGACAGUGAAACAGAUGUGGCCUUAUGUGUGUCAGUUUGUGGAGAAGCUGUUUAAAGAAACAAUCGAGCCAGCAAUCAAAGAAACCAAUGCCCACCUCAGUACGUUCGGCUUCAUCAAGAUUGAUCUUGGAGAUCAGCCUCUCAGGAUCAAUGGGGUCAAAGUUUACUCUGAGAACGUGGACAAACGGCAGAUCAUCAUGGACCUUCAGAUCAGCUUUGUUGGAAAUACUGAAAUCGAUGUGGAUGUCAAAAGGUACUACUGUAGAGCAGGGAUCAAAAGUAUACAGCUACAUGGAGUUCUGCGGGUGAUUCUUGAGCCACUUUUGGGGAGUAUGCCACUGGUUGGUGCUCUUUCCGUCUUCUUCCUCAAGAAGCCACUUUUGGACAUAAACUGGACAGGCCUCACAAAUAUAUUGGACAUUCCAGGGCUUAAUGGCUUUUCAGACCACAUGAUCCAGGAUAUUAUCAGCACUUACAUGGUGUUGCCUAACAGGAUCACUGUACCACUAAUAGAUGAGGUUGAACUGGCACAGCUCCGUUUCCCCAUGCCAAAGGGAGUUCUAAGGAUACAUUUUCUUGAAGCUCAGAAUCUGGAAGUUAAGGACACAUAUCUGGGCGGGCUGAUCAAAGGCAAGUCUGACCCCUAUGGCAUGCUGCUGGUCAGCAACCAGCUCUUUAGAAGCAAGACCAUCAAAGAAUGUCUGCACCCCAAAUGGAAUGAGGUGUAUGAGGCACUAGUAUAUGAACAUUCAGGACAACAUCUGGAAAUUGAGCUCUUUGAUGAAGACCCAGAUAAAGAUGACUUCUUGGGCAGUCUAAUAAUUGACUUGAGUGAGCUUCAUAAAGAACAGAAAGUUGAUGAGUGGUUUGACUUGGAAGAAGUUGCUACAGGCAAACUUCAUCUCAGAUUAGAAUGGCUGUCAUUGUACCCGAGUGCUGAGAAACUAGAUCAAGUAUUAAGGAGCAUAAGGGCCAAUGACAAUCUUUCCUCAACUCUGCUAGUUGUUUACCUGGACUCUGCCAGUAAUUUGCCGAAUGUCUUUGAGGGCAGCUUUGGCUGUGGAAACCUAAAGGAGAGGAGGGCCUCUGGCCUAGUCUUUUGUGAGAACCCCGACUCUCUCUGUAGAACGUUAUUUACCAAUCCUCUUGACUUUAACCCUGAUGGCCCCAAACCCCCUUAUAAAGGCCUGAAGUCUGGAAAGAAAGUGAGCAUAGACCCAAAUCCUUUUGUCAAACUGACUGUAGGACAAAAGAUGUACACAAGCAAGGUAAGAUAUAAAACUAGUGAGCCGCUGUGGGAAGAGGCUUUUCCCUUCCUUAUCAACAAUCCCCACACUCAGGAACUGGAAAUUGAGUCGCUGCCCUCUGCCACACUGGAACUGCAGCAGAGGUUACAGCAGCUACAGAACGGCUCUGGGCUGAGCCAGUAUCCGCUCGGUGAAGUCCAGCUCACUAUCCGACACAGCUCACAAAGGAAUAAACUUAUUGUAGUGGUUCAUGCCUGCAGAAACCUCAUAGCACUGACUAAAGAUGGCUUAGACCCAUUCAUCCGCCUGUACCUGUUACCAGACAAGAGUCGCAGUGGCCGCAGAAAAACCAGCACACUCAAGAAGACACUCAAUCCUAUCUAUGACCAGUCCUUUGAGUUCAGUGUGUCAAUAGUGGAACUGCACAGGAGAACUUUGGAUGUCGCUGUCAAGAAUGGAGGAGGACUGUUGUCCAAACACAAAGUACUACUGGGCAAGGCCGUUGUGGACUUGGCAAGUGAAGACGUUUCUAAAGGAUGGACUCGAUGGUAUCAUCUGACCGAGGAUGGAUCGAAGAAGAUCAUUCAGACGUAGUGGUCCAUGCUAGAAAGCAGAAACGAAUGGAACAGCAGAUUACUGGGACAUGUCACGGCACGCACAGGAUAGAAACUUGAGAAGCAGAAGAGCAGCGCUGGACUAACUAAACCAGGCUACUUCUACUGGGAUUUACACUGGCCUAUAAAGUGUCUCUCUCAUUCUCACCGAAGCUAAAAUUACAACCUUAAGCAUCAAUGGCCCGCUUACUCUCUCUUUCUCAAAGGAUUCAAUCUGAUUGUCUUUUUUGUUUUGUCUGCUUAUGUUUGUUUUAUUCAUCUUAUUGGUGUUUGGAUAAAUUAUAUCACUUUUUUACCCAAUAAAAAUAAUUACCUAUGAAGUUAAGAAACAAUGACAGAAAAAAAAGAUCAUUUAGAUCAUUAGAUUUAUUAAUACAUGUGCCUUUAUUUAUUGUAUUUAAGUUAUUUUGAUAAUAUUUUGAAACUUUUUGAUUUCUGGGUUUAAUACUAUGUUUUGUAAGCAAUCAAAAUCACAUCUGAAAAUGUUUUUAUGUUGCUGGAAAGUCAGACAUUAUUGUUGCAUUGGUGUUUGUUUGAGGCAGUAUAUUACACAAAACACAUGGCCAAAGGCAAAGGCCACACGUAUUCGUUUGUAUGUAUAUAUGUAUGUAUGAACAUUUUUUUUUCUUUCUUAGUUUUAUGCUUGUUCUAUCUCAAACAGCUAUGGAAAUUCUAAGUUAUGUUCAGCUCUUCAUAGAUGAUCCACUGAUCAUUUAUUUUAAAAGUAUUUUACUGUGUCCCGUUGCACAACACAAAAUGAAAAGCCUGUACAGAAAUGUUUGAUACCCGUUUUGUCUGCAACAGUUUUAUGAAGAAAAGCAAAAUGUGUAUUUAGUAUGUGACAUUUGUAAAAUUAUAAUAGCUUGGUUACAAAGUGUUUUGCUUAUGGAUUGUUUAAAGACUGUGAAAUGGCUGUUGAUAUGAUUUCCAGCCUUAUUCUUCUCUAUGCAUAAUGCAUGAUAUCAUUAAAAUAUGCAAUUUAACUUGAAUCAUGCUAAACUUGUAACUUGGACCCCUUUUAGAGUUAAAGAGCCUGAAUGCAUUUUUAUCUUAAUUGUCUAUUCAUACUUUUUUGUUUUUCAUGGUAUAUUUUAACAAGGAAGGUGUUGAAGCAACCUAAUAAAAUAUAAUGCUCAAUA